Molecule: messenger RNA, 828 nt
Organism: Micropterus dolomieu (smallmouth bass)
Lineage: Eukaryota; Metazoa; Chordata; Actinopteri; Centrarchiformes; Centrarchidae
Exons: 4
Biological process (GO): response to bacterium
Source: RefSeq, a predicted model, not a curated record
AUGGUUCCAGUGACCCCCAUUCAACUCAGUGACUCUGCGACCUUCAUGUGUGUUUUGCCCGAUGAAGAGCUGAGCAGUAGAAAACUCCACUGGUACAAGCAGCGUGCCGGGGAUACUCUGAAAUUAAUCAUGACACUGUGGAAAUCUGCAAAACCUGAAUAUGCACCAGAAUUUUCUGAAUCAAGAUUGAAGGUAAAUACUGAUAAGAAUAUUAGCAACCUGACCAUUUUGAGGACAAUUCAAGAGGAUGAGGGAAUGUAUCACUGGGCAAUAACAGCAUAAUCCUGAAUGGAGUGGGACAUAUCUUUUUUAACAGCUUUGUAUCACACAGGAAACACUCAGAGGACAUCAAACUAUACUGUCAUUCAGGGGACAACAGUAUCUGAUCCAGACCGUCCAGGAGACUCGAUAACUGUUCAGUGUUCAGUCCUCUCUGACUCUGACAACAAGACGUGUCCAGGAGAUCACAGUGUGUACUGGUUCAGAGCCGGAUCAGAUAAAUCUCAUCCAGACAUCAUCUACACUGAUGGAAAUGGACGUGAUGAAUGUGACAAGAGAUCUGACUCUCAGAAAAGCUGUGUUUAUCGCUUCUUCAGGAACAUCAUCUCCUCUGAUGCUGGGACUUACUACUAUGCUGUGGCCGCAUGUGGAGAGAUAUUAUUCGGAGAUGGAACAAAACUGGACAUUCAAGGACCCAGUAUUUGGUCAGAGAAGACCAAUGCAAUUAUGUUUCUGCUGUCUGCUGUCUUGGCUAUAAGUCUGAUUGUUAUAACCUUCCUCAUUUACCCCAUCAAGACAAGCAAGUGGUAUUGUUCCAACGAGAGAUGA